Molecule: messenger RNA, 2756 nt
Organism: Pungitius pungitius (ninespine stickleback)
Lineage: Eukaryota; Metazoa; Chordata; Actinopteri; Perciformes; Gasterosteidae
Gene: ppm1na
Product: protein phosphatase, Mg2+/Mn2+ dependent, 1Na (putative)
Exons: 6
Coding region: 492-1793 (433 amino acids)
Biological process (GO): positive regulation of canonical NF-kappaB signal transduction; negative regulation of canonical NF-kappaB signal transduction; peptidyl-threonine dephosphorylation
Cellular component (GO): cytosol; nucleus
Molecular function (GO): magnesium ion binding; manganese ion binding; protein serine/threonine phosphatase activity
Source: RefSeq, a predicted model, not a curated record
UGCUCAUAGAGUGAUGAAUCCGAUACUGUGUGGAGACACAGGUCGCCUGAGGUGGUGAUUACCCUGCAGCAGUACACAGAUGGUAGGAGGGAAGGAAGCAGUAGGCGGAGCCAGAUCAGAGGGAUAAUUUAACAAAAAUAGAUUGGCCACUAGGAGAGCAGGGCUGCUACAGGACGAGUCAAAAAGGGAAGGGAAAACAAAGAAAAAGAAGCCGGGACAGAGUGAGAUCAAGACAGCCGAUUUGCGUAUUGACAAAUAUUAAAAGGACAGAAUAGGGAUUGUCUACCAGCAGGCUAAGGGAUGUUUUUCAAGCUUUUUAUCUAACAGUUGUUUUUAUUUUAAGUCACUUUUUGUUUACCUGCUUGGGGUGCGACAGAUUAACUGUUGCGCUGGACCUGCUGCGGAAGACACAGGGCCGCAGGGGGGCCACCGAGAGGAGACGGGUCGCUGCCAGGUCCAGCAGGAAGCUUGAGCACAGGCUCCGCGGAGUAAUGAAGACAGCCAGGAGGGCAAGCAAUGUGGAGGUACCCUCCUUCCUGCGCCAGAUAGUCAAAGAGACAGAAAAGAUGGUGACCUUUUUUUUCAAAGGAGGGCCCAAGGAAACUGGAUGUGGGGAGGAGGACAAUUCGGAUGAGGACGACUCAAUGCAGAGCCCCUACCUAGAUCGUCCUAACUUGGAGAAGCACGUGUCAGAGGGGGGUUCUCAGUUAGGGGUGAACUACGCCGUGGCGAGCAUGCAGGGCUGGAGGGCUCAGAUGGAGGAUGCCCACACCUGCAUGCCCCAGCUGAGAGAAGAGCUGACAGACUGGGCAUACUAUGCUGUCUUUGAUGGACAUGCAGGCAGCGGAGUGGCACAGUACUGCUCCAGAAAUCUGCUGGAUUACAUCCUAGCGACAGGUGGGGUCAAAGCAACCGAGGCCCCCGAGCAGGUGAAGGAGGGGAUCCGUGAAGGCUUCCUGGGCAUCGAUCGCCACAUGCACACACUGGCUCGCCACGACGACUGGGACCACAGUGGCUCCACUGCGGCAGCUAUCAUCAUGUCACCGCGCUACAUUUACUUCAUCAACUGCGGGGAUUCCCGCACCUUGCUGUGCCACGGCGGCAAGGUCGUUUUCUACACGGAGGACCACAAGCCGUUCAACCCCAGGGAAAAGGAGCGCAUCCAGAACGCUGGAGGCUCCGUGACCCUCCAGAGGGUCAACGGCUCGCUGGCUGUUUCGAGAGCCCUGGGCGACUUUGACUUCAAGGAGGUGGACUGGAGGCCGCAGACAGAGCAGCUAGUGUCGCCGGAGCCAGAAGUGUACGAGCUGGAGAGGACGCCCGGAGACGAGUUCCUCAUUUUGGCCUGCGACGGUGUUUGGGACGCCAUUGGUAAUGAGGAACUGUGUGCCUUCGUGCGCAGCCGUCUGCAGGUGUGCGAUGACCUCAGGGAGAUUUGCACCCAAGUCAUUGACCUCUGUCUGUACAAGGGGAGCUUGGAUAACAUGAGCAUCAUCAUCGUCUGCUUCCCUGGUGCCCCCCAGCUGUCACAAGAGGCACUGCACCAGGAGGCAGCGCUGGAGCAACUGAUUGACAUGAAAGUGGAAGAAAUUAUACGGAAGUCCAAAGAUGAGUACCCUGACCUUUUGUAUGUGAUCAAAGCCCUGGCUGCUGAAGAGAUGCCGGGCCUCCCACCAGGAGGAGGGAUUACCAGCAAGAGAGAUUGUAUCAUCGCUUCAUAUCAGAAACACAUUAUGACUGUCAAAUCUCAGGAGGCUAUGGACAUCGAAGGAUCAGAAGAGGACUCAAACUAAACCAUUACCAUGGACGAAAAGUCAUCAUCAGCUUUUCAACAUCUUCAUGGAGACAAGUUUAACCUAGAUGUGGACUAAACUAACCAGUGUUUGUGUAAUUUAUUCUCUUGACAACUUGCUUUUAUCCACCGGCACAAGCUUCUGUUUGAGGCAGCUAAUUUUUCACAUGAAUGUAUCAGAUACUGUUAACAAGCUGUAGUGCAAAAAACAAAGAGUGACUAAUAUUUCACUCUUCAAGAAAAACAACCUGUUGCCAUAAGAGAAGAAGUGAGAUCGAGGAGGACGUUGGGGUGGAAGUCCAUGCUAGGGUAAAGAGGAUGAGAUGUUCCCAGGAAUUAGCACACAUAUGUCAUUAAAUGAGGCUCUUAGAGAGGAUGUGUUAUGUGUGACUGUGUCACCGUGUUAUUUUAAAAGUUGUUCCCCUCCAGGAAUCAGAUUUGAACAGAACACACUAAUAGUACAGUGUGUUCCAGUUCAUACAUUUCAAAGUGUGGAUAGAUAUUAGGCAAAUUGAAUUUGCUUCAGCUGCGAGCUUUGUUUUUGAUACUUUUUUAUUUUACGCUUGAGACAUUAUUUUGAACAUAAGAUUUGUUGUGAUUUGGUUAUUAAUGUAGCUGUUGAUGAAUUUUGCAACUAAUAGUUUUGUCUAUGGAAAAUAGUGAAAAAUAUAUAUAUUAUUUUUCAAUGCCCAUUGUUACGUCUUCAAAUUGUUUUUUUUUGUCUAACCACCAGUCCAAUUUAUAAAGUCGCUUAGUUAAUAGACCAGAUAAAAGUAAAAAUAAGAUAAAAGUGAAAAAUGUGUUAAAUGAUUAAUCGGUUAUGAAGGUAGUUGCCAAUCAUUCCCGCAUGCAGAUGAAAAACAUGAAAUAGUGCACUUUUGUAUGAAACCAAAGAAUAAUAAAGUUUAGAUCCCUUCUUUUAUGGCAAUGUGUUAAAAUUCAGAUACUUCGUUUGAAUAGAUAA